AUGAAUAUUGAAGAGCUGAAGGAUUCUAUAUAGAAGUUAGGGUCGCAAUCACAGGAGUAAGAUAAAAUACAUUAUUAAAGUUGCCAGAAGGAAUUGGAGAUAGUAUGGUAAUAGAUCUAACAUUAAGUGGGUUUGGAUUUGAUAUAUCAAAGUGGAAAGGCAGUGAUUGAAUUGAGAUCGUAGGCAACUGGUUGGAAAUAAGCAAAUAAAAUCUUGUCGCAUAUAGUGAAGGUGUGUUUAAAUAAUAAGGAAUAAUUAAAGGCAUGGGAAACAUUGAAGAUUGUGAUGGAUCCAGACAAGCAAAUAUAUAAAUGCCAUGAGUUGCAUUAGAUUGAUGUAAAUUAGUUUUCACAUCAUGAAUUCACAUAAUAUGAGUUUUGUGCAGAAUUGCAAGAAGGUUAAUAAGUGGAUGCAUUGUAUGAAGAUGAGAAGGGAAAUGUGAUAGGUUGGUGCAGAGCGACGAUUGACAAGUUGAAUGAGAAAUUUGUGUGGGUCAAAUGGCAUGAGAAUGACGAUAAGAGGAAGAUAGUCAGAUACUCCAUGGAUUUGGCACCAUUCAAAAGCAAAGUCACUGAUGAAGAGUGGCAAUGGAGACAUUCCUUGUAACCUGGAGACCUAAUUGAUUGUUUUGAAAACAGACAUUGGCAGAAUGCAACUAUUAUUGCAGCCUUGAAGGAUGAAGAGGUCGAGUAUAUUGUAGGCUUUAGAGUGUAUGAUGAGAAGGGCAAUCUCUAUGAUUCGAUGGGCAAGAGAUACAUCGGUUGGAAUUCUCAAAACGACGAAAGGAUUCGAGCAGUUAAUCCCAGAAUCCAAAAGAGAAAUACUUUUUCUAAAGGUCAAUAUCCUAAUCCUUAUUGUCAGGAGGAUAUAAUUAUGGAUUGCAACGAUUUCUUAUACCCAGACACCCACUAUGCCAUACCUCGCUUUACUACCAAGCAAACUGGUCGUUCGAUCGUUCUUACUUAGAUGAUCAACGAUUUUGGGACUUAAGGGUUAUUUCAUUAUAUUUUAGAAUAAAUCUAAGCUAAAUGUACAAUAGACUUCCUUCACUUUUAUAUGCAGGUUCUAAAUAACAUCCAUGAAAUGUUGAAUAAAUAAUUCGUUACUAGUUAUGUUCCAACUCUGGAGAUCGCUGUUUAAAAUAAUAUUCUAUAAUCUCCAGAUAACAAUCUGCGUAAUUUCUCUGCUUAGAAAAUAACAGACAUUUUGUAAUCAUUAGCAAAUUUGUUGAAAAGAGUCUACACCUUAUAAAGAAGAUAAGAAAUCAUUGAUAAAUUUGAUUUCGAUAUAGCAUUUAAAUGUUUCACCAGUGAUUUCUUGGAGAGAAAAAUCCAAGGACUCAAGGCAAUUCAGGAAUUGAUUAAGCGAACCAAAGACCAAUAUAAUUAAUAUGGAAUUCAAGAAUACUAGAAACAGGCUGCUAUCUAAACGAUAUUGGAAUGGUUGAAUGAAAAGAAGAUAUUUGAAUCAUUAUAUGUUGGAUCAGGUAAUUCCCAUCUUGUUUAGAGAAGUGGAGAAUUCUUUAAAUUUCUUGUUGAGGAAAAGAUGAUCGGAAUACAGAAUCUAAAGGAGAUCUUGAGUAGUUUAGAUAAAGCAGAAUAUGAACAUAAACUAGCCAUUCAUAAGUUGUUCAAGGAUGUAUCUAAUUCUCUGGACAAAGAGUGGCUGGAUUUCUUAACUGAUGAAAUUUGCAACAAAGAUCCAAAAGAAGUGAGCAAAGAUGAUUUGGAUUUAUUAUUAGAUAUUGUCAAAUCAAAUCAUAAGUAUAAAGAAGAUUACAUUUAAAAAUGUUGCAAUUGCUAUUGGAAUGUCUUAAAGGAUGGACAAUUGAAUUAAACUCUUUUUGAGUAGUAUCUAGCACAGUAUAUUGAAUAAGUGACUUCUUUUGAAAUGAGACCACAUAAGGGAGGACAAGUUAACAUGAUUGGAGAAAGCAUUGUAAAAUUGUAAUCCCCUCUUAUUGGGUUGAAAGUACUAACUAAAUUAAUUGAAAAGUUGGACAUCACAGUUGCUGUCUGGGAAUAAUAUACUCGUAACACAGCUUUGACUGAUUUACAAUAGAACUAUUAAAUCAUAGAAGACGUUAUCUUUUAAAUUAAAAAUGCCAAAUAGUAAAAUGAAAACUUUGAAGAAAUCAAAGUGAGGAUGAACUUUAUAUAGAUUUUUUAUUAGAACAUCACUACAUAUGAUUAUCGAUUACAAUUCAAAGUUAUAUCUACUCUAUGGGAAUUAUUGGUUUGCAAAUCUGACUGCUAAUAAGAGAAAGAACUAGUUUAUAAAUGGUUUAAUGCAUUAAAUAAUUUGGAUGGACAGUCUUAAUUGGCAUCAAUGGUUACAAGCUAAGAAUUAAAGAAGUUUUUUAGUGAGAAGAUGACAGCUGAUCUUGCUCACUUGACUGAAGAAGGAUUUAAUUGUUUAAAGACUGUUUUAUUGACAAUUAAUAAAAGUGAGUCCUUUGGAAUUGAUGUCUUAUGGUAAAUAAUACUAGAAGGAGAGAAUGAGAAGGUCUCAUAGAUGGCGAUUGAAUAUUGUCAUUUAUUUGAAUCAAGUGUGGAUAGAUUGUUUCAAAAAAUAUAGGAAAAUAGGGAAUCAAAUUAAAAGUUGCUCAGAUGUUUAUUAGUAUUAGAAGAUUUCAUAGAUUAAAGUGAAGUAAAUGGAGUUGGAAACUUAAAGAGUUUGAAUGCUCUCUCUUAAGGAGAAGAAUUGUUAAUUUAAAUUUAGUAUGAUAAUAGUCAGCAAAGAAGAUUUACAAUUCAAAUUAAUGAUAAUCAAACUAUUGUUGAAUUGAGAGUAGCAAUCAGCAAGGUGAUUAAGAUAUAAUGGGAUGCUUUAGGUUUGAAUAGUCUAAAAGGGGAAAUUAAGUUUACAGAGAAUGGAAAGAUGAUCAAGGAUCUGAGAUUAAAGAAAGAUGAGAUAAUUAUAGUUUUUAAAAAGUAAAUUAAGGAAGUCCCAGAAGCUCAACUAUUAGAAGGGGAUAACCUAUCCGAAUAGGCUAAGGUUGUAUUUACUGAAAUCUUCAGCGAAUAUUCAACCGAUGGCAAAAUGACGAAAGAGGAUUGCACUAGAUUUGUAACUGGAUGCACUGGUAAUCCAUGCAGUAUUGAUGAUGCUAACAUUCAAAGAACAUUUGAGUAAUAUGAUAAAGACAAAGAUCAAAUCUUAACUUUAUAGGAUUUCUUUGAGUUUUAUACAGAUUCAGCUAGAACUAAGAAAUCAACUGUUUGGUUGAAUUUGCAAACAUUACACUAUAGAAAUGAUCUAAUAAGAGGUGAUAGAGUGCCUUUGCCUCAAAUCAAUCCCUAGUAAUUACCAAGAGGUUAGAUAGUGUAAAAUUAGGAAUAUUUAGAUUUGCUAUUUGAAUUCCUCUCAAGUUCUAGUAUUGAUGUGUAAGAAAAAACUUGGUAUUUAUUGAGAAGAUUGCCACCUUCACCUUAAUUGAUCAAAUAAAUGUUAACAUUUGAAAAUAUUACUAAACCAACAGAUUGGGAUUCAAUUUUAGUGAGCAACCAUUAUAGAUUGCUAUACAGUUUGUAUAUUAUAGAAUUUCUGAUGAAUCAAUAGGAUUCGAAUAAUUUACAAGCUCUGAUAGAGGAUCAAGAUAUCCUAAAUUUAAAAGAUAAAUGGAUGAGUAAAUUCUUGUAAUAUGGCGGUUUCGAUAGAUUAUUAUAGUUCUUCAAAGAAUAUCAGGACAAGAGUGUUAGUACUUUAUCAUAAAUUGAAAAAGAGAUCUUAUCAUUUUUAUUAAACACAUUCUAAAAUUAUGUGAUUGCUGCUUGUGCUGUUCAGAUUCCAAAUUUAUUUAAGGCUUCAAGAGGAAUUCAAAUAAUUAGACCAUUAGAUCAAGUGCUAUUAGAUAUAAGAUAAUCUGAAGAGCCCAAGGAAUUUUAAUUGUUGGUUUAAAAGUUGAAGGAAAGUAGAUUAGGGGAUAACAUAAUAGAAAAGAUAGAGAACUUCAUCUCUGUUCUAAUCAAUCUGAUAUAGGAAUUGUUAAAAUGUAAUGAAUUGGAAUAGGAGGAUAGAUAAAUUAUCGAACAUAGCAUAAUAAUUAUAAUAGUAAUCCUGUUACAUAAUCAAGAAUUGUUAGUGAAAAGUAUUGAAAACAUCGAAUUUAUUAACAUAUUUUUCAGUGGCAUCUUUACUGGUAAUUCUGAUACUUUGCGUAAUCUGUUUAGUAGAGCCAUUCUUGUACUUUGUCAUGAAAGUUAAAAGAAAAACAAUUAACCAACAAGAAUCAUUUUACAAUAGUUGAUAGCCAUGGAAAAUUCUCAGGGUAGUUCUGCUCAAUAUUAUGAAUUAUUGAGUCAGUUAAUAGAUAGUGCAUUUGAAUCUGAAGAAUCCUAACAAUUCAUUGAUUAUUAAUAACUCAGUUAAUAAGUAUUGCAGAAUUUAAUGAAUUAUUAAAGUUAGGAAACUAGAUCCAAAAAUACUUCAACUGACAAAAUAUUGGUUGGCUUAUUGAAUCUCUUGACCAAACUAUAUAGAUUCAUUAAGCAACCAAUUGUUGACAUUAUCUUCAAUGAUUGUUUAUUUAGUAUGCAAGAAGAGAAGGAGAUCAAAUGCAAGUCUGCUGAUAGUAGAAAAGUAGCAUUUAACCUACUCAAUAAAUUAGCUUAGUAAUAGAACAUGAAUACCAUCAUAGCAAACCUCUAAUUGUUAAGUUAGAAAAUACCAAAUAUCAAUAGAUGGAACUAUAUACCUACAAGUGAAAUCAGAAGUACUCUGGGCUAUUGUGGUAUAAAAAAUCUAAGAUGCAUUUGUUACAUGAAUGCAAUGUUACAACAAUUUUAUAUGAUAAAACCCUUUAGAUAUGGUAUACUACAGGCUAAUGAUCAAAAAGAGGUAGACUUACAAAUUAGUAAGACAGGAUUUACUUAUGAUGAUAAUGUGCUACAUCAAUUGCAAUAAAUGUUUAGUUAUUUAGAACUAUCAGAUCGCGUUGAUUAUAAUCCUUAAGAGUUUUGUGCAGCUUUUAAAGAUUAUGCUGGUGAGCCAGUCAACAUAUUUAUAUAAUAAGAUGCAUAAGAAUUUUUAAAUAUGAUAUUUGAUAAAUUGGAGAAUAUGUUAAAGGAAACCGUCUAUAAAAACAUUAUGGAUGGAGUAUUUGGUGGAAAGACUUGCACAUAGAUUUAAUGUCAAAAUUGUAAAGCAACAAAAUCAAAGGAUGAAAUAUUUUACAAUUUAUCUUUACCGAUCAAGAAUUUAAAGAAUUUGUAGGAGUGUUUUGAUAAAUUUGUUUAAGGAGAGAUUAUUUCAGAUUUCAAAUGUGAAAGUUGUAAUUAGAAAGUGGAUGUGAACAAAUGUUAACUUUUGGCUCAAUUACCAAAUAUAUUGAUUUUGCAUCUUUAGAGAAUUGUAUUUAAUUUGGACACUUUUAUGAAUGAGAAGAUUAAUACAAGAUUGGAAUUCCCAAUUAAUUUAGAUUUGCAAUAAUACACGAUUAACAAGGAUUAAUGCACAUCAUAUAAAUUAGUUGGAGUAGUUGUUCAUGUUGGUACUGCAGAUGUUGGACAUUAUUUCAGUUACAUAGAUAUCAAAAAUCAGGAUUAAUGGUUAGAGUUUAAUGAUCAUAAAAUAAAAGAAUUUAAAUUGAAGUAGAUGCAAUAAGAAUGUUUUGGUGGAUCAGGUAAUAUGGAUUAUAAUGAGAAUGACGUAUGGGGAUCAGGAUUUAGAGAGAAUUCUUAAAGUGCUUACAUGCUUGUCUAUGAAAAGGUUUAGAAAGAUCAAAUAUCUCUUGUAUUCAAUAGUGAGCAAGAACUAUAAAAUAAUUUACACUAAUUUGAGAAUUACACAAUAGACCCCAAUUAAAAAAAUUGCCUAUUGGUUGACUAUAAUUCAUAGAAACCUUAUAUUCCAAAAGAGUAUUAAAGCAAAGUGAAUUGUGAUAAUCAACAAUUCCUAUUAGAACGUAAUCUGUUUAGUCAAGAUUUCUUGAAAUUCAUCCUAGAUGCAAGUGAAUUUGUGAAUGAAGAGAAUGCCAAUAAGAUGAUUGAUGUAUUAAUCAAGUUUAAUUAUGAUCUGUUGUCAAGAUCAUAUGAAAAUUCAUUAAUGGAGUAAUUCAAUACCAAAAUCUUACAAUUAAUUUAAUAAUAUCCAAAUAUCAAUUACCUUGAUUUGGUUUACUUUGGCAAAUUAAACAAAGUGGUGGAUUUAUUAUUAGUGUGUCCUGAGGCGAGAACACGCAAACACUUUAGCAAAUUGUUAUCAACCCUAUUUAAUUAAGCAAUCUAGAUUUAAGGAGAAAUCACAGAAAAAUUCAAUGAAGGAUUAGAUCAAUUAUUCUUGAUGAUUCAAGAUCAAGUCCCUAAGAAUUGGACUAGAUAUGAAUUUUAUUUUCAAUUUUGGUUAGACUUUUUGUAAGAAGGCAAACCCUAAUAAGAAUACUUGAAGAAGAAAAAUAUGUUCCUAUAUAUGAUAGAUUUUAUAUUAGAUAGAAGCAGUCCAUUACAAUUGUAUGAAAAAAAGGUGUAAAUGGGGAAUGCCUAUGUCGCUAUGAAUAUCCAAAUUUAAGUUUAAAUAGUAUCUACACUAUUGAACCUAGAUCAAUAAUUAAGUUUGAAUGAGAAGAAAUUAUUGUAUUAACCUAAGUUAUACGAUAAAAUACUGAAAACUAAAGUAGAUGACAUUUUACCUUUGAUAUAAAAAUUAUCUUAUAAGAACAAGUACUUCUCAGAGAUCAUUUCAGGAUGUAUUAUGCGUGGUAUGUCGAAUGGUGAGGUUGAUGAAUUCAAGAAUUAUUUAUAAGUAGCUUAAUCCUUCUUAUUGAUUGAUGACAAUCUCUAAAUUGAAAGGCUAGAAUGGUUAAUCGGCAUUCCAUCAUCCAAACAAAAGGACUCAACAAAAAUCUAUGAUAAUCAAAUAAAUGAAAUCCCAUCAUUUGGAUUGUUUGGACUAUCGAGUUUGGAAGAAGAUUACUGGACAUUUGCCAGUCCAUUAGGGUGGUCAAAUUGUUUAUUUGAUUAUUUCUGUUCUCACAGAGGAAUCAAAAAUUAUGAUACCCAAUGUUUAUUAAUACUCAAGUGUCUCCUUCAAAUAAGUGUCUAAAAUCAAACAUGCUUCAACUACAUUUCCAAUCUGCCAUGCGUUAAUUAUCAAUACAAAUAUAAUGAAGACAUCUUCAAGACCUUUAUAGACAUUUACAUUUUAGAUACUAAGCGAUUCUAUUCAUUGAAUAAUCGUAAAUAGGAAUCUGAAGAAACUAAACUUCUACUUGAAGAAUACCUAAAAAAAUUAGAGUAGACACGUGACCCCUCUAAACCAUAGUAUGAUUAUAUCAUUGGAAAAUCUGUUGAAGUCAUUAAAAAAACUAAGCUGUUUUAUCUAUUCAAUCCUGUUACUAAAGAGGAAUUAACAGUUAACGAAGAAUCUUCAAACUUUAAAUAAAUCAAAUAACAAAUUGAUGAUGGAUCACUUCAAAAAAUUAUAACUUUAGAAGAAAAAGUCUUCAUUACACAUGUUUGUGACAAUCUACCAACUGGGUAAACAAAUGAAGCCUUGCCUGAAUAAUAUGUAAAGGGAACCUAAAUACAUCAUUUUUCAGUUGAUCCAAAUUCAGAAGCAGCUAAUUUCAUAUAAUCUAAAGCUUGGAAUGUUGAGAGCAAUGAUAAAGCAGUAGUAUCUAAUCCAAGAUAGGCUGAAACUGUGAGGUAGAUAUAAUUGCAGAAUAAUACAAAUCGAAAUCUCCAAGUAAUCCUUGAAAUCAAAGGACCGUAAAAUGCUUGUCAUUACAUUCCUACUUCUAAAAUUUAAUCCCUCAUGAAUCCAAAAAUUAUUGCUACAAUGCUUACAACUAUCAAGAUGAAAAGCCAAGAUGAAUUUCCAAAGUUAGAUUUAUUUUUGUAAUACAAAAAACAAGAACCUAAGUCAGAAUCUUAUCUGUAUAUAUCAGAUUAAAAUGAAAUGAAUUUGGAGUUGUUAUGA
Molecule: messenger RNA, 7917 nt
Organism: Paramecium tetraurelia
Lineage: Eukaryota; Ciliophora; Oligohymenophorea; Peniculida; Parameciidae
Exons: 5
Biological process (GO): protein deubiquitination
Cellular component (GO): cytosol; nucleus
Molecular function (GO): calcium ion binding; cysteine-type endopeptidase activity; cysteine-type deubiquitinase activity
Source: RefSeq, a predicted model, not a curated record